AUAGCCAAUCCUUUUUGGGGGGGGUUUUCUAAUUAAGGAGGUAUUUGUAAUUUUCUUUGGCUAAAGUUUUAGUUGUUUGUUUAAUUGUCGGAGUCAUCAUGAUCAGAAAUAUGUUAGAACAUUAUUUUGUGGUGUUUUGGGCACUAUUGGGAUAUUGUGCCUUAGGGGUUGCCAAUAUUGAUAAUAGGUACAGUCACCAAUUACAACACGAAAUUCAAAGCGACUGCCACUUUACUAGAUAUCCGUCCCUUUGUGUCCAAACAUUGCUGGCCUUGAGGCCAGGAUCAUAUCACUACACUGAUGUGAUUUCAGCUCUUGUCAACAAGACAAUAGAGGAGUCAAAGCUUCCCAGUAGCACUUCUGAUGAUUUCUCCACGUUGAACUCUCAACUUGGGGCUGAAGCAGCUAAAAGCGCUCAAUCUAUAACAGGUGAUUGUGAAGCGCUCAUGAGCUUGUCAGUGAAGCGGCUACGACAAUCCUUAACUGCGAUAAAACAAUCUCCGACGAAGAAAAAGGAAGACAUCCAGACAUGGCUAAGCGCGGCCUUGACCUUCCAACAAGCCUGCAAAGACUCUGCCGACGGGCUAACCCUAGCGAGCCAGAUAUCAAAGAAAAUGUCCUAUCUAACCGAGCUAAGUAGCAAUGCUUUAGCUCUCACUAAUCGCAUCACCGGCAGCAAGUCACCGGAGCCUUUUGACGCGGCCACACAUACUGCUCGCGGCCGCCUCAAGGGACAAAUUUUUCCAAAGUGGGUAUCUCCAAGGGACAGAAAACUACUCCAAUCCACCACCAUUAAUGCCAAUGCUGUUGUUGCCCAAGAUGGAUCAGGAAAUUACAAAACUAUUUCAGAAGCUAUACGCGCCGCUUCUGGGGGUCGUUUUGUGAUUUAUGUGAAGGCGGGGGUUUAUAAGGAGAAGAUUCACGCGAGUAAAGAUGGUAUUACGUUGAUUGGAGAAGGUAAAUAUACUACUAUUAUUACUGGUGAUGAUAGUGUCGCUGGUGGCUCUUCUAUGCCCGGAUCAGCAACAUUCACCGUCACCGGCGACGGAUUCAUUGCCCGCGAUAUCGGGUUCCACAACACAGCGGGGUCGCAAGGAGAACAAGCCCUGGCUCUCUACAUCGCCUCCGACCACUCAGCCCUAUACCGGUGCAGCAUCGCAGGCUACCAAGACACCCUCUACGCCCUCGCGCUCCGGCAGUUCUACCGCGAGUGCGACAUCUACGGCACCGUCGACUUCAUCUUCGGCAACGCGGCCGCCGUCUUCCAGAAAUGCAACCUGGCUCUCCGGCGGCCGAGUGGCGCCAACGUCAUCCUGGCCAACGGCCGCUCCGACCCCGGCCAAAACACCGGAUUCUCCGUCCAGAACUGCCAGAUCACCGCCAGCUCCGAGUUUUCCGCAGUCAAGCACUCGUACGAAUCCUAUCUCGGCCGUCCAUGGAAGGCUUAUUCGAGAGCGGUGGUUAUGCAGUCGAAUAUUGACGACGCCAUUGAGCCUAGAGGAUGGAUUGAGUGGCCUGGCUAUGGAAGUUCCGUUCUGAAAAGCCUUUAUUUCGCCGAAUAUGCGAACGUCGGGCCCGGGGCCGGGACUUCUCAGAGGGUGACAUGGCCUGGUUUUCAUGUCAUUGGGGUUGAAGAUGCGGAGAAGUUCACCGUGGCCAACUUUAUCGCCGGGAAUUCUUGGUUGUCCUCGACCAAAGUGGCGUUCGACUCUGGUCUCUAGUAAUAUUAUAUCUGUUUCAUCAAUUGAUCAUAUACUUCUUUGCUAAUGUGUUUAUUAUUAUUAUUGUGUAUUUUGGGGUCGGAGAUCUUAUGUUGAUCGAUGUGUUUGGAAGAUUUGGGGUAAGGAAGAAAAAAAAAGAAUAUUGUUGUGUGUGUAUUGUUUAGAGUAUACAAGGUAGUGCCGUAGUGGGUAUAAUAAUUUAGAUAUGUAAAUUACUUGCAUACUGAAAACUUGUAUGCUACUAUUUAUCAAGUGUUCAUGACCUGAUC
Morus notabilis is the source of this 1990-nucleotide messenger RNA. Its product is annotated as pectinesterase. Gene Ontology annotation, molecular function: pectinesterase inhibitor activity; pectinesterase activity. Gene Ontology annotation, biological process: cell wall modification. The record is from RefSeq and is a predicted model, not a curated record. Bases 99 to 1721 code for a protein of 540 amino acids. The transcript is spliced from 3 exons. Lineage: Eukaryota; Viridiplantae; Streptophyta; Magnoliopsida; Rosales; Moraceae.